Triplophysa rosa is the source of this 645-nucleotide messenger RNA. RefSeq lists its product as uncharacterized. Bases 1 to 645 code for a protein of 214 amino acids. The transcript has 4 exons. NCBI's taxonomy places the organism in Eukaryota, Metazoa, Chordata, Actinopteri, Cypriniformes, Nemacheilidae. The record is from RefSeq and is a predicted model, not a curated record.
AUGUUGCGUCUGAUCGGCAGACUGCAUAUGGAUAAUCAGACCGGAUCUCUCACCAUCACAAACAUCACAAAUGAUCACUCUGGACUUUAUCGAUUGCUCAUCAGUGACAGAAUCUUCAGGAAUGGCAACAUUAGAAAGACUCUGUAUAGAUUCAAAGUAACUGUCUAUGCUUGUCUGCCCGUUCCCGUUAUCAUCAGUUACUGUCCACAGAAUCCCCCAUCAUCCUCAGUGUCAAAAUGUGUGUUGUUGUGUUCAGUGAUGAAUGUGACACGUGUGAGUCUCUCCUGGUACAAAGGAAAGAGUUUAUUGUCCAGCAUCAGUGUGUCUGAUCUCAACAUCAGACUCUCUCUACCUCUGGAGGUGGAAUAUCAGGAUACAAACACAUACAGAUGUGUGCUGAACCAUCCCAACAGUAACCAGACUCAACAUCUCAACAUCACCCAUGUCUAUCAGAUGUGUUCAGGCUGUCUCAACUAUCGUUAUACUGUUAAAGCUGUGAUCCAAUUGGUCGCCUCUGUUCUGGUGGGCGUGGCUGCUGUAGCUGCUUGUGCUGUUCUGAUUCGUUACAUCAGAUCCAGAAGAGCUGAACAGGAGAGAUCAUCUGCAAACACUUCAUAUAGAGAUGCAGAUUUGCAUCGGCUGUAG